AUGCGCUACAACGAGCGGGAGCUGCUGUCCCUGGCCCGCCAGCCCGCCGAGAAAGCGGCCGAGAUCCGCAUGAGCGUCCCCAAGAAGGGCAGCGUGCUGAAGAAGCGCCUGGUGAAGCUCGUGGUGAAUUUUCUCUUCUAUUUCCGCACUGAUGAGGCCGAGCCCAUUGGAGCUCUGCUGCUGGAGCACUGCAAGAUCACCAAAGAGGAGGAGAACGUCUUCUCCAUCAGUUUCAUCGAGGAGCCAGAGAGGAAAUACUGCUUUGAGUGUGCCACGGAGGAGCAGUGCCAGGAGUGGGUGGAGGCACUCAAGAGAGCCAGCUACGAGUUCCUGAGGAGGAGCCUGAUUUUCUACAGGAACGAGAUCCAGAAGAUGACAGGGAAGGACCCCCUGGAGCAGUAUGGAAUCUCAGAGGAAGCUCGUUUCCAGCUGGGAGCACACAGGCAGUAACUCCCUCACCUGGCUGGAUCUGGCUCCACCCCAGCCCCCUGGGAAGGACAGCAGCUCCCCACACUGACCACGUGACUUUUUUAUUUAUUACCCAAAUGGUUUUUUUAUUUUUUUUUUUAAGGGAAUUCGUUGCACAUUCCCAGUUCCCCAGCUGGGGAGGCUCAGCUGCUCUGUGGAUGCUGCAGUGGGAGCAGAGCCCCCAGCCCUGGCAUGAGCAGAGGCAGGGACUGACAGAGCUCCCAGCUCCUGCUCUCCUCCAGGACAUGCUGGGGCCACCUGAGCCAGCUCCAGCCCUUCUGCUCUGCCCUGUCCUGAGGGGGCUGCUGGCCUUCCCCCUGGCUCAGGAUCCUCCUGCAGUCCCAGGAGCCAUCAGCUCAUCCCUGGCUGUAAGAGGAUGUUGUGACUGAUGCAUUUCUGGGCUCUGGGGCUUUCUCUGCCCUUCCAGGGAGGAGUGGGAAUUCCUCCAGCUCAGCCACAGCUCCAGCUGAUGGAGGGAACUCUGCUCCCCUGUGCAGCCACGGCCUCUUGGGGUCUUCUUUUCCCUCCCCUGGGCAGGUGCUGGAAUUCCUGGGGGCUGGAUAAGCCCAUCCAAAAGAACAGAGCUGCAGAACACGAGGGAACAAAGACAGGGAGAGAUCCCUGAGUGGUCCUGCCUGUGUGCAGAGCUCUGCAGUGAUCCAGCUUCCCAGGGAGGAGAGGCAGAUGGAGAAGCUGGCAAAGGCAGGAGCUUCUCCCUUUGGCUGGAGCUGCAGGACUGCACCAGCUCAGCCAGGCAUUAACCCUUCAUUCCCUGAGCCACUGCUGCAGCUUUUCUCCCCUCUAUGUGUCCCCUUUGUCCAAAGGGGCAGACCAAAAAACUGUGCCAAGGUCACAGGGAGCCAGGGCUGCCUGUCCUGGAGCUCCUGCAGGGAAGAGAUAAGGAUUAGGAACAACAUCCCUGUAGGAUCAGCCCUGGCUCCAGCUGCACCAAGGAAAACUGCCCAGAAAUGAGGGAUGGAGGACACCCCCCAUACCCAGGGCUGCUGCAGACUCAGAUUCUUGACUGCCAGAGCAGCUUCCCUGGAACCAGCCCAGGAAAAGCCUCUGGGAAGGUCCCAUGUGUCACUGUCAGGGGUUGCUGGCAGCAGGAAUGGGGCGGGGGCUUGGCCUGGGCUUUGGGAGCUGCAGCUCUGGGCGUUGUUCCCCUCAGCUGCCCCGCCCGGGGAGGGGGUGGAGCAGCCUCUGAGCUGGGAUUGAAGGGAAUUUUGGGGUCUUUUCCUCCUUGGUUGGUAAUUAAUGUCCAAAGCAGAGCCCACACUGCAGCCUUUGGUAUCCUGGUGUUCCCUCUUUACCUCGUGCAGCUGAGCAGCAGGAGUGACACCUGUCACUGAUGCUUUUGUUUUAAUCUCAAAGCUGAGAUUUUUCCCUUUUCCUUCCCCAGAUACUCCCUUUCCCUUGAAUCAUUCCAGGUGCUUGCUUCAGAAAAUACCAAAAUCAUCUGAGGGCAGCUGCCCUGGGGGAUCAGCCAAGGGCAGCAGGGAGGGAGCAGAAUCCAGGGGGGGUUGCCAACAGAUGGCAGCUCCAGGGCAAGCAGCAGUGAGGGAUUAAAAGCAGGAACACACAGGAACUGCUUUGGGGAAUCAGUAUCCUUGGAUGACCCCAAAGUGCAUUUUAAUCCUGUCCAGCCUGCAUUUAUACAAACCAGAGCUGAGUUCUCAGCUGGGCUGCCACCACUGUAGCAAAUGUCACCUGUGCCUUGCAGGCCUCGGUGCCUCCUCACUGGACACCUUUCCCCAGGUGGAGCUGCCACCCUCCAGUGUCACUGUGCAGAAAAUGGCUGUUUUAUUUGCUGUUCCAGAGAACAGCUGGGUGAGCAAGAGCAAAGCCCAACACUGAUUUAAAUGUUCAUCACCAAUGACAUUUCUUAACUGAAUGUACAACAAAAGCUGUGAAGAGUUGCCAGGGCCAGGCCAGGCCCAGGGACUCAGAUCCAUUGUGGGGCAGGGCUGGGACAGGGGUGGGAUUUAGGGAGGGACGAUGGUACUUUGUAGACACUUUGAAAUCUGCAUCAACUGCUGGUGGUUUACAGACAAUUGCUUGUUUUUCACACUCCAACUUUGCUUGUUGUGUUUCAGCUAAAGCUGGGUCCAGGCUCCCUGAGAGCCAGCUGAAGCCAUUCCUCUGUUGUACAAUGAACAUUCCCAAUAAAUCCUGUUUUAAUCUU
Molecule: messenger RNA, 2653 nt
Organism: Sturnus vulgaris (Common starling)
Lineage: Eukaryota; Metazoa; Chordata; Aves; Passeriformes; Sturnidae
Gene: PLEKHJ1
Product: pleckstrin homology domain containing J1
Biological process (GO): retrograde transport, endosome to Golgi; receptor recycling; endosome organization
Cellular component (GO): trans-Golgi network; early endosome; recycling endosome
Source: RefSeq, a predicted model, not a curated record